Messenger RNA from Dreissena polymorpha, 986 nucleotides. RefSeq lists its product as uncharacterized. The coding region runs from base 67 to 675 and encodes 202 amino acids. Lineage: Eukaryota; Metazoa; Mollusca; Bivalvia; Myida; Dreissenidae. The transcript is spliced from 8 exons. The record is from RefSeq and is a predicted model, not a curated record.
UCUAGUUUUUUCAGAUGCUGUUCAACUUGCCUACCUGAUAACAUAAUCAAAUACUGAUUUGUUACCAUGGAAAUGAUGAAGUUUGGGGCUACAGUUUUGCUAUUUGUCUGCGUUACUGCUAAUGUUGAAGCUCUUCCGAGGAAUCGACAUGUUGUCAAAAGGCGUACUGUCCCUCCAUCACCAACGCCUCAUACCGAUGUCACAAGCACCUGGCCUUACGGAUUUAUGGAAUUUGUCUCCCUGUGGGCCAAAUGUCGCGAAUUGGAGCUCGUAACGAGCACCGAUGCUAGCGAAGCCACGGGUGGAGCAUAUUGGUCGGACAUGGGAACGAUAGGAAUUGUUUGCACCGAUCUGUUCGUUGCGAUGAAAGACAUGAAGACGGACCUUAAACCAGAGGCAGAGGGGACCGUCAUGGCAGAGUUUAAUGAGAUUUUCCCACUUUUUCAGUGUACAAAUCUUCAGAUUUAUCGUGAAGAAACCAUGGCUGUCCUAAAACACGACGCGGACGCAAUCAACGAUGAUCCAUUUCUUUCAAUGACUGCCCGCCUAGCUGAAAAGUGCGACUCGGUAUUCAAGGCGUACGCUGAUCAGAAAAAGGGAAAUCGACCCCAGAAACGUUUUUGGUUGUUAGACUGGAUUAAAAACGCAAUGAAUGCAGUCGGCCUUGGCCGUUAGAGUCUCUAUCCUGGACAGUGGGUAGUCACAUCAUUAACGAAGCAGAUCCUCUGUGAAGUGAACGGCAACGGCUCUUCUACGCCCUGUGGGAGUAAAAAACAAUUGCUAUUAUGUUUAUACACUUUUUAACAGUUUCUAUCGACAUGUGUUACAUAUUAUUUAUCUUUUUGAAAUUUGUUAACAGUUAACAGUUGUUACAGUUUCUAUUCAUAUGUAUUACAGAUAGUAAUUGUCUUUCUCUAAACUGUCGAUAAUUUCGAUUGGUAUUUGUCGAAAAGACAGCAAAUAAAUUUAUUAAAAAAAAUGAAUAU